CCAUCUUCAUCUCCACCCCUGUGUCUUAUUGUAUAAAGAUAAUCCCACAAGAGUAAAAACUAUUCCUUUCUCUCUUCACCAUGGCUGAUCCUUAUUCCAAUUUCUUCAAUGGCUGGUUCAAGCCCAACCCGUUUCACAAUUAUCUUAAUUCAUCCAGUAACCCUUCUUCUCCUCCUCCUCCUCCUCCUCCUUCUUCAUUCUUCUUGAUCCCUCACCCCGGAGACCUUCGCCGUCCACCACCAACUCGUCCUCCUUCCCCUCCUCUCCGUGAAGCCCUCCCUCUCCUCAGCCUCAGCCCCGUCAACAAACAACAAAAUUACCACCAUGACCUAAUUCAAGAACCACCUUCAACCUCCAUGGAUGUUGACUACGGUCAUCAGCACCAUCAAGUUGAUCAUAAUCUCGAUGAAGAUGAUCAUGACGUCACCGUUUCUCUUAGCAUAGGCCUUCCAAGCCCUAGUACUCGAGAUAUGGCCUCUUUGCUCAUGUUGUCUUCUUCCUCCUCUUCCUCCAGGACCACUAAUCAUCAUGAGAACAUUAACGACAAGAAAGAUCCUGACAACGACUACUAUCACGGAAGCGCCGGAGGAGGAGAAGAUGACGAUGAAGAUUCAGCCGGCGGAGACGGCGGAUGUAGAAUCAGUAGACUCAACAAGGGUCAAUAUUGGAUACCUACACCUUCUCAGAUUCUCAUUGGCCCUACUCAGUUCUCUUGUCCUGUUUGCUUCAAAACUUUCAACAGAUACAACAACAUGCAGAUGCAUAUGUGGGGGCAUGGAUCACAAUACAGAAAAGGACCCGAAUCUCUAAGGGGAACGCAGCCAACUGGAAUGCUGAGGCUUCCCUGCUACUGCUGCUCACCUGGCUGUCGCAACAACAUUGACCAUCCAAGGGCAAAGCCUCUCAAAGACUUCAGAACACUUCAAACACAUUACAAGAGGAAGCAUGGAAUCAAACCCUUCAUGUGUAGGAAAUGUGGAAAGGCUUUCGCUGUCCGAGGGGACUGGAGAACACAUGAGAAGAACUGUGGCAAGCUUUGGUAUUGCAUUUGUGGAUCUGAUUUCAAGCACAAGCGAUCUCUGAAAGAUCACAUCAAGGCUUUUGGAAAUGGCCACGGAGCUUAUGGUAUUGAUGGAUUUGAUGAAGAAGAUGAGCCUGCCUCUGAGGUAGAACAAUUAGACAAUGAUCAAUGAGUCAAAAUAGCUUAUAUACAUUAGUAUA
This is a messenger RNA of Brassica oleracea var. oleracea, 1221 nucleotides long. RefSeq names its product zinc finger protein WIP2-like. Lineage: Eukaryota; Viridiplantae; Streptophyta; Magnoliopsida; Brassicales; Brassicaceae. The transcript is spliced from 2 exons. The record is from RefSeq and is a predicted model, not a curated record. Bases 81 to 1193 code for a protein of 370 amino acids. Gene Ontology annotation, molecular function: DNA-binding transcription factor activity. Gene Ontology annotation, cellular component: nucleus. Gene Ontology annotation, biological process: anatomical structure development; regulation of gene expression.